This is a messenger RNA of Brassica oleracea var. oleracea, 1344 nucleotides long. RefSeq lists its product as uncharacterized. The coding region runs from base 1 to 1344 and encodes 447 amino acids. Lineage: Eukaryota; Viridiplantae; Streptophyta; Magnoliopsida; Brassicales; Brassicaceae. The record is from RefSeq and is a predicted model, not a curated record. The transcript is spliced from 3 exons.
AUGGCUGCUCUUCAACACGUUGACAGAGCAUUCGGUGUGACAAACAUUAAAAAUCACAUCCCAGUCAUCCUCGAUCUAGAUGACCAUAACUACGAUGCGUGGCGUGAGCUCUUCCAUACGCAUUGUCUUGCUUUUGACGUCUCAGGCCACAUUGACGGCACGUCCCCUCCCAACGGUGAUGACGACGCUGUUUGGCACAAACGUGACGGGCUCGUGAAACUUUGGCUCUAUGGAACCCUUAGACCAAAGCUUUUUCGUAGUUCCUUCAAAACUGGUGGCACGGCGAGAGAUAUUUGGGUGCGAGUUGAGAAUCAGUUUCGCAACAACAAGGAAGCAAGAGCUAUUCAGUUGGACAACGAGCUUCAGACAACUGAAAUCGGAGACAUGACAAUUCAGGUUUAUUGUCAAAAACUUAAGUCUCUAUCUGAUUUGCUCACUAACGUUGAUGCUCCUGUUUCCGAUCGCACUCUUGUGAUGUAUAUGCUUAAUGGUCUUAACGAACGUUUUGACAACAUCAUCAACGUAAUCAAACAUCGCGAACCCUUCCCUUCCUUUGAGUCCGCUCAAAAUAUGCUUGAGAUGGAAGAAAAGCGGGUCAACAAGUUUGUCAAGCCGCCUGUUAACAAAGACAACUCAUCUUCAUCUACCAUCCUCACGGUUGCAGACAAUCGAUCCAGCUCCCCAAACCAACCUCGUCAAGGCAACAACGUCAACAAUAAUCGUGGGAGCCGUCGCAACAAUAACAACAGGUUCAAGGGUCGCAACAACUUCAACAACCGCCAACAGCAAAACAACUGGAAUCCCAACAUGUACUGGAACUCCCUGUUUCAACAAUGGCAGCAACCUCCAUACUGGGGGCCUUUCAUGCCGCAGAAUCAAAACACACGAGGGGUGCUUGGCCCACGACCAGUCACGAAUCAACAAGCGAAUCUGACACUCAAUGCACCGCAGCUCACCACUGACUUCGCUCAUGCCUUCAACACAAUGCAACUUGCUGAUCCUUCUGGUGCUGAUUGGUACAUGGACUCUGGGGCAACCUCUCACAUGGCGGCAAAUCAAGGUAUCCUCAAGUCUGGUAUUAUUAAAGAUGUCAAUCAUUCUGUUAUUGUUGGCAAUGGUUCAAGGAUUCCUGUCGUUUCAUCUGGAAAUACCAUUCUAAACACAUCAUCUUGUCCCAUGCUUCUCAAUAAUGUGCUUAUUACUCCUCAGAUUGUCAAGAACUUAAUCUCGGAUCUUCAGACUCGAAUGGUUCUUCUGUGCAGUAACAGCCCUGGAGAUCUCUACUCUUUCCUUCCAACUCCAGCGCAUUCAACCUCCAAUGCUUUGCCUUGCUACUUCUUGUGA